Lymnaea stagnalis (great pond snail) is the source of this 189-nucleotide messenger RNA. Lineage: Eukaryota; Metazoa; Mollusca; Gastropoda; Lymnaeidae. The record is from the annotation of a GenBank genome assembly.
AUGGAUGAACAAGAGUUGCAGAACCUGCGCCUCAAGAUCAACAGCCGGGAGAGAAAACGCAUGCACGAUCUCAACUCGGCGCUGGACGGCUUAAGAGAGGUGAUGCCGUACGCCCACGGUCCAUCCGUUAGAAAACUCAGCAAAAUCGCAACGCUGCUGCUUGCCAAGAACUAUAUACUCAUGCUGAAU